GGACACAUCUGAUUAAACUUGUUGAAUCCAAAAGUCACUAACGACUAACGAGUACGUUACCUCUCACUUCACAAUCACAUCCACCUUCUUUCUCUGUACUUUUUUCACUUCUGUUCUUUUUUUUUUUUCAAACUCUUUUUAUUUACACUUAACAAGUACAAGUACUAUUUUCUUCACCCUUUUUUUCACUUCACAUUCACAACACUUUCAUAAUUUUUUUAGGGUUUUUCUUUAUUAGCCCUAAAACUUGUUAGUUUCCCACAAAAAUAACUUUUUUUUUCAGGGUUAUUUUCUAUUUCUAAAACCCAUCAAUAUAAUCGCUUGAUUUUGCUGAUUCUGGUUUUCACAACGAUUUUUGGGUAAAGGGUUGUUAUAGAAUCCCUUUUCGUAGAAUUUGCUGAAAAUAGUGAAAAAAAAAGCUUAAUUUACUGAGUGAAAGAUGAUUGCUGAGAAACCUAUAUGGGUUAGGCAUGAAGGCAUGCAAAUUUUCUCCAUUGAUGUUCAACCUGGUGGCCUUAGGUUUGCUACUGGUGGUGGUGACCACAAGGUUCGUAUAUGGAAUAUGAAGUUUGUUUCUACUGACUUAACAAAUGACUUAACAAAUGACGAGUCUUCUCAGAGGCUUCUUGCAACCCUGCGGGAUCAUUUUGGGUCUGUCAACUGCGUAAGGUGGGCUAAGCAUGGAAGGUAUGUUGCAUCUGGGUCGGACGAUCAGGUGAUAUUAAUUCAUGAGAGGAAGCCUGGUUCAGGUACCACUGAAUUCGGCAGUGGAGAGCCACCGGAUAUUGAAAACUGGAAAGUCGCAAUGACUUUGAGAGGGCACACUGCAGAUGUGGUGGAUCUUAAUUGGUCUCCUGAUGAUUCCACAUUGGCCAGUGGUAGUUUGGACAACACCAUCCAUAUAUGGAAUAUGAGUAAUGGCAUUUGCACAACUGUUCUAAGGGGCCACUCUAGCUUGGUUAAGGGCGUUGCUUGGGAUCCUAUUGGAUCUUUUAUAGCAAGUCAAUCUGAUGAUAAAACAGUCAUUAUCUGGAAAACUAGUGAUUGGAGUCUUGCUCACAGGACAGAUGGUCACUGGGCUAAAUCACUUGGAUCAACCUUCUUCAGACGACUUGGAUGGUCUCCAUGUGGUCAUUUUAUCACCACUACUCAUGGUUUCCAGAAGCCAAGGCAUUCUGCCCCUGUCCUUGAGAGAGGGGAAUGGUCUGCAACUUUUGACUUCUUAGGACACAACGCUCCAAUUAUUGUGGUCAAGUUCAACCAUUCAAUGUUCAAAAAGCAUUUGUCUACCACCGAGGAAGUGAAGUCUGUGCCUGCCGGGUGGUCCAAUGGGGCUUCCAAGACUGGAAAUAAAGAGCCACAGCCGUACAAUGUUAUUGCAAUUGGAAGUCAGGAUCGAACUAUAACUGUUUGGACUACUGCAAGUCCUCGUCCUCUUUUUGUGGCCAAGCACUUUUUUACUCAAAGUGUUGUGGAUUUAUCCUGGAGCCCUGAUGGGUAUUCACUUUUUGCCUGUUCCUUGGAUGGAUCGGUUGCUACAUUUCAUUUUGAGGCGAAAGAACUUGGUCAGAGACUCAGUGAUACUGAGUUAGAUGAGCUGAAGAGAAGUCGCUACGGUGAUGUGAGAGGUCGUCAAGCAAACUUAGCAGAGAGUCCAGCACAGUUAUUGCUAGAAGCAGCUUCUACCAAGCAAACACCAAGCAAGAAGGUGGUUGCUAAUCCGCAAAAUCAGACAAUUGCAAAAGCUUAUGUUGAUACACGUGUUGGUGCAAAAAGUGUUGGUGCAAAAAAUGUGGAGCCUCAAGUUGAACCUAAUAAGAAGAGUGACGGUCCCGUUGGUGGUGAUGCAUUAAACAAAAUUACAACCUCUGCACGGAUUUCUAGCCCUGUGAAGCAAAGAGAAUAUAGACGUCCUGAUGGAAGGAGAAGAAUUAUUCCAGAAGCAGUUGGAGUUCCUGUUCAGCAGGAAAAUAUUUCUGGUGCAGUUCAAUCCCAAGAACUUGGCUUCCCUGUCAUGUCCUCUGAGCACCAAAGGGGUAACAAUGGAGUUGUAUCUAACAAUGAUACCGUAAGAACAAGUACCUUAGGUGGAGCACCUGGCAGAAAUUCAGAUUUAAAAGAACGCUCAGGGGUUACCGCCAGGGCUACGAUUUCUGAGAGCCUUGUGAUUGAGAAGGUUCCGGCCUCUUCUGGCAGAGAUGGAACCAUCAAUGUUGAGCAGUUGGGAAAUUCGACGACUACCGGUUCUCAUGCCGCUCUUUCGAUUAGGAUAGUUGACAAGAAAAGUGGGGAGGAUACUUUACCUAUUUGUUUAGAAGCAAGGCCGAGAGAACAUGCUGUUAAUGACAUUGCAGGGGUGGGAAAUGCAUCCAUGAUGAGGGAAACAGAAAUUGCUUGCACUAGAGGGCCUCAAACACUUUGGUCUGAUAGGAUAUCAGGAAAAGUCACUGUUUUAGCUGGAAAUGCAAAUUUUUUGGCGGUUGGUUGUGAGGAUGGAUGCCUGCAGAUUUACACAAAGUGUGGGAGACGAGCAAUGCCUACCAUGAUGAUGGGAUCUGCAGCAAUAUUUGUAGACUGUGAUGAAAGUUGGAAGCUGUUGCUGGUGACUAGAAAAGGAUCACUUUAUUUAUGGGAUUUAUUCAGUCGAACCUGUCUCCUUCAAGACUCGUUGGUUUCUCUUGUUGCUUCAAGUCCUAGCUCAUCUGCUAAAGAUACAGGCACCAUUAAAGUUAUAUCUGCAAAGCUAUCAAAGUCUGGUUCUCCUCUUGUUGUUUUGGCAACUCGUCAUGCUUUCAUAUUUGACAUGAGUCUCAAGUGUUGGUUAAGGGUUGCUGAUGACUGCUUCCCUGCAUCAAAUUUUGCCAGCUCUUGGAGUUUGGGCUCUAUUCAAAGUGGUGAACUGGCUGCUUUGCAGGUCGAUGUUAAAAAAUAUUUGGCCCGCAAGCCAGGUUGGACUAGAAUGACUGAUGACGGAGUGCAGACACGUGCUCACUUGGAAGCUCAGUUGGCCUCUUCUUUGGCUUUGGGAUCCCCCAAUGAAUAUCGCCAAUGCCUAUUGUCCUAUGUACGAUUUCUUGCAAGAGAAGCAGAUGAAUCUCGAUUACGAGAAGUCUGUGAGAGUUUCCUUGGACCUCCAACAGGCAUGGCUGAAGAAGCAUCAUCCGAUAAGAGUUUGGCAUGGGAUCCUGUUGUGCUUGGAAUGAGGAAACACAAACUCCUCAUCGAAGACAUUCUUCCAGCCAUGGCUUCAAAUAGGAAAGUCCAGAGACUGCUCAACGAAUUCAUGGAUCUAGUAUCCGAAUACGAAAUUGCUGAUACUAAUCAUGAUCAAAGAAAUCCAGUAUUACUCAAGACAUCUUCACCUGUCACUAAUCUAAUAGAGAGUGGUCCCUUAGGAACAUACGUAAAUGACACUCCUGAGGACAGCAUGGACAAUAACACUCGGGUGGUAGAAAGUCGUGAAAAUUUCACUACUGCUGCUAAUGAAGCUAGUGCACAUGAUCAAGUUGUUCAGGAUACACCAGAUCAGGAAUGAGGUUCUUGACCUCUGAAUCUAUCAUUUUUUGGAGUUUGUUAAUAGUAUUUUACCAACAUGGGGUGUUGUUAAAGUGUCAUGGAUGAACAAUGAAUGAAUCUACUUGUAACAUUUUCAUUUUGUUACAUAUCAUAUACUAUGGUUUAGAAUGUCUACUAAUAGGAAUGAUAACAUUUUCUUUUGAUGGUCAAAGUCAACUUUCUAGCUCAACACUUGGAGCUUUACUCUAAAGCUGAAUUCCAAUACGUAGCAAAAUUUUAUAUUGCA
Molecule: messenger RNA, 3802 nt
Organism: Medicago truncatula (barrel medic)
Lineage: Eukaryota; Viridiplantae; Streptophyta; Magnoliopsida; Fabales; Fabaceae
Product: protein HIRA
Exons: 10
Coding region: 440-3535 (1031 amino acids)
Biological process (GO): DNA-templated transcription; regulation of DNA-templated transcription; chromatin remodeling
Cellular component (GO): HIR complex; chromatin; nucleus
Molecular function (GO): protein binding; nucleosome binding
Source: RefSeq, a predicted model, not a curated record